AUGGCAAGUUCUCAACCAACAAGAUUUUCGUUAAGUACUCGUUCUUCUGAUUUUAUCACUUGUGAAUCUAACCCACUUGAAACGUUAUUAUUGAAUCUUACCAACGAUAUUCCUACUGGUGUUAUUAAGCAUUUUUGUUCAUUAAUGUCUACCCCAGAAGAAUUAUUCAAUAAUACUUCUAUGAUUGUUGGAUAUUAUUUACAAGAGGGUUGUUUAAAACAAUUUAUUAAAUACUUAAUUGUAAGAGAAAUUGAAGAGUGUUUCCGUACUCCACAGGCAAUUUUUAAAAGAAAUUCAACAUAUUUAAGAGUGUUAAAAGUAAUUUUAGAAAAUGAAUUAAAACCCUUCUUUAAUAAAGCAAUGGAAAUUGUCUUAGUAAUUAUUGAAGAGAAUAAGUCUAAAUUAGUUAUUGGAAAUACAGGGGAUCCAGGGGUUGAAAAGUCAUUAGAUAAAAUGAAAGACAUUAUUUACAAAUUAACAGAGUUAUUUAUCACUUUUAAUUUCUCAAAUACAUUCCUUUAUUUUAUGUCUCGUGCUUUAGUUGAACUUCAUGCAAGAACUCCAAAUGUUGAAAUUAGUGCUUUAAGAGGACUAUUCUUUAUUCGUCUUCUUGGAAAUUAUUUAGUCUCCAAUCUUGAAAGUAAAAGUGCUGUUGAAGCUGAAUCAUUAAAAACUGUUUCAGUAGUAUUGUCAUGGUUUGCUGAACCAACUGAAGAGGAAAUAUCUGAAGAUAAUUGGAAAGCAUAUUUAAAAGAAUUUGCCUCUGACAAACGACAAAGCAUUGAUGAACGUAUUCUUCAAUUUAAAAAUCCUGAUAUUGACUCUAUAGAAAUUGAUUUACCAUGGAUUGAUAAAGAAAAGGCUAAAGAUUUAUUACCAAGAAUGCAAGUUGAAUGGAGAAAUGUUGUUCAAUUUGUUACCUCAGAGAGUGGUGUAUUACUUCAACUACAUUUUUCAUCAGAAAUGGAAACAACAAGAAUUUACAAUAGAUUAAUUAAUGAAUUAGAGGCUUUAUCAACAAAUACUAAAAAAGAAAAAUCUGAUUUAUUAUUAAAAAUGACUUCAAUGAAAAUGGAAAUUAAAGACUUAGAAGAGGAAAUUAAAUACCUUCGUGAAUUAUUAGCAUCACGUGAUCCUUCUUUAGCUUAUUUAAAAAGUGAUGAAAAAGAACAAGAUAAUUAA
Entamoeba histolytica HM-1:IMSS is the source of this 1182-nucleotide messenger RNA. RefSeq lists its product as uncharacterized. The transcript is spliced from 2 exons. The record is from RefSeq and is a predicted model, not a curated record. NCBI's taxonomy places the organism in Eukaryota, Evosea, Mastigamoebida, Endamoebidae. The coding region runs from base 1 to 1182 and encodes 393 amino acids.